Molecule: messenger RNA, 534 nt
Organism: Saitoella complicata NRRL Y-17804
Lineage: Eukaryota; Fungi; Ascomycota; Saitoellomycetes; Saitoellales; Saitoellaceae
Product: GAF domain-like protein
Exons: 3
Coding region: 1-534 (177 amino acids)
Cellular component (GO): cytosol
Molecular function (GO): protein binding; L-methionine (R)-S-oxide reductase activity
Source: RefSeq, a predicted model, not a curated record
AUGCCACAUGCUGACUUGUCCAUGUUCCCUCCCGGGCAGUCCAAGGAGCAGCUUUACCAAAGUCUCCUCGAGAAUGCCCAGGCCCUCCUCGAAGACCAGCGUAACUGGGUCGCCAAUUGUGCCAAUGUUUCUUCGCUUGUAUGGCAUGGUUUGCAUUCUCUACCAUCGCCUUCCGAUAAGGUCAAUUGGGCUGGGUUCUAUGUCCGGGAUCGCAAGAAACCUGAGCAACUGAUCCUCGGGCCCUUCAUGGGCAAGAUUGCGUGCCAGACUAUCAGGCUUGGAAAGGGAGUUUGCGGAACAGCAGCAGCAACUGGCGAGUCACAGCUUGUACCAGAUGUGGAAGCAUUCCCAGGCCAUAUCGCAUGCGACGGAGAGACGCUGUCAGAAAUCGUGGUGCCUGUGAGAUCUGCAUCUGGCGACAUAGUAGGAGUUUUGGAUCUGGAUUGCGAGGAGCUCAAGGGCUUCGACGAAGUGGACCAAAAGUUUUUGGAGCACCUAGCUGAGUUGGUAGGCAAGGGCUGCGAUUGGGAGUAA